AUGUCAUCAUCAAUUUUUGAAGGAACCUUCCCACAAGCAAUUCUCAAGCAAAUUCCAAUGUGGGCCAUGCAAGAGGGUGCUCCAUUCUUUGCACUCCUGCAGAAUGACACCAACAAUAAUACGAAUGGAACAUCACCGACCGAUGGACAAGUGCCUGAUUGGUUGGGAUGGGUUGGUGUUGUUGCUUGUAUUAUUGCAUGGGGUACUUUUGGUCUUCCAUUAAAAGUCAAAUGGAUCAAGGAAGCAAAUAUGAAUCCAAUCGUUUUUCAAUUUUACUUUUCAUCAAUGGUUUUGAUAACUUCUUUCAUUGUUUUGAUUUGGAAUGAGUGGUAUUUCUCAUUUUGGGGAAUUUUGGGAGCUGCUGUGUGGGUACCUGCUUCUUUAUUAAGUUUAAUAGCCAUUCAUUUACUUGGAUUGGGUGUUGCUCAAGGUGUUUGGAGUGGUGUCAAUAUUAUUACAAGUUUCACUUGGGGUGUUGCUCUUUUCCAUUCUGAAAUUGGAAAUCCUUACUUGACAGCUUUAGCUUUAAUUUUGAUGGUUGUAGGAAUUGUUGGUAUUGCAACUUGUUCUAAAUGGAAUUUACCUGAACUAUUGCCAGCUAGCUCAACUGAAACCAAGUCACUUGUCAAUGAAACAGUUACACAUUAUGAUGGAAAUGAGGAAAAUCCAGAAGCACCAAAUACUUUCAAUCCAGAAGUUCAAAAUAAUGAACAAGCUGUUGAGCAAACUAUUGAAACAACACAAGAAGAGGAAGAAUAUCCAACUCAACCACUCUCAAGAAAGGAAAAAAUUGUUUCCAUUUUGAAAUCAUCCAAAAAUUACAUUCUAGGUCUUGCAUGCUCGGUUGGAGUUGGUGUUUUGGGAGGUUCUCAAUUUGUUCCAUCUAGAUUUGAAGAAAAACCUGGUGUAGUUUACGUGGUUGGAUUUGGAUUUGGAUCUGCAGGUAUUACAUCUGCCAUUCUUGUCAUUUACUAUAUUUAUUAUAUUAUCAGAUAUAGAGUUGUCUUACCAUUCCAUCCAAAGGUUGCAGUUUUCCCAUGCAUUACUGCUUGUUUAUGGCAAGUUGGUAAUGUUAUGGCCACCUACGUGUCCAUGUCAAGUCUUGGAUUUACUAUUGGAUUGCCAUUGACACAGGCAAGUUUGGUUGUUGCUGGUAUUUGUGGACUUUUAUUCUUUAAGGAAUUGAGAGGAUGGAAGGCAAUUUUACAAUUCUUUGUUAGUGCUCUAGUUUUCUUAAUACCUGGUUGCAUUUUACUUUCUUUAUUUGGUAAAAAAUAA
Naegleria gruberi is the source of this 1278-nucleotide messenger RNA. RefSeq lists its product as uncharacterized. The record is from RefSeq and is a predicted model, not a curated record. The coding region runs from base 1 to 1278 and encodes 425 amino acids. The transcript has 4 exons. Gene Ontology annotation, molecular function: carbohydrate transmembrane transporter activity. Gene Ontology annotation, cellular component: membrane. Gene Ontology annotation, biological process: carbohydrate transmembrane transport. Lineage: Eukaryota; Heterolobosea; Eutetramitea; Acrasida; Naegleriidae.